AUGAUUCGCAUACGCCCUUUCCUACAUCCACUACGGUCAUACUCUACUGAGGUAACUACUUCAAGUCCCACUUUGCUUUCAAUCCUUCCUUCCAAACGAACUCUCAACAAGCUUUUAUUUGACAAUGACUCAAGAUUACCAUACAAGAAAAUGAUCCCAGUUCUCAACUCUAUCUACAGCAACCUUGACAACCCCGAUGAUAUCCUCUUACCUUCCUAUGUCAAAUCAUACGACUUGAUGACGUUCAAAAACGUAUUGACAACAGUACGAUCCACCACAGGAACAAUACAUCCUCGUUUAGUCUUGUUGGAAAACGAAUUAAUUGAGCAAGCGGCAGAAUUGGGUGAUAAUGACGCUAUUACCAUCCUUGCCUUCGAAACUAUUGAAAAGAAGUUAAAAGGAGACAAAGAUAUAACCAAGGAAGAUUUUAACAGUGCCAACGAAUUAAUUAAACAACUUACAGAUAUUAAACAUCCAUUAGUAUUCAAAAUGGGGGGUGACUUAGCAUACAAGCGAGGAUUCCACGAUCAAGCUCAUGACUAUUGGAUUAAAUUCAUCGAGCUUGAAAACGAUACUAUCAUGGCUAGUCAUGUAUAUUGUAAUUUGGGAUUAUUCUAUUUUAAUAAACCAGAGUUAUCCCAGGCUAAGUACUAUUUUGAGAAAGGUAUCAAGUUUGGUGAAGUUGACAAUUUCACGAUAAAAGCCCAUUAUUAUUUGGGUCAGUUAUAUGUUGAGGUUGAUCCACGGAUUGCCAAAUAUCAUUGGGAAAUCUCGGCAUCUCGAGGAUUGAAAGACGCAUUUCAGAGUUUAGGGUUCUUGGAAUUAAACAUGUUUCAAAAUUACGACAAAAGUCUUGAAUGGUUUAGAUUAGGUGUGGAAGCAGCUAAUGACGUUGCUUGUCUUAUUGGACAAUUCGACUGUUAUUGGAAAUUAAACAACAAAGUUAAAGCAUUUGAUAUUUUAACUAAACUUACUGAACUUAGAGCAAAAAUUGCUAAAGUCAAGAAGAACAUAAAUAUGCCAGAUGAUAUCAAACAAUCUAUGCUAAUGAACAAACAGUUAUUGACUACAUUUUUCACUACUCGGAAUUAUGAAAUUCAGGAAUUAAAUACUACAAAUAUUAUAUAA
This is a messenger RNA of Spathaspora passalidarum NRRL Y-27907, 1128 nucleotides long. RefSeq lists its product as uncharacterized. Gene Ontology annotation, molecular function: protein binding. The coding region runs from base 1 to 1128 and encodes 375 amino acids. The record is from RefSeq and is a predicted model, not a curated record. The transcript has a single exon. NCBI's taxonomy places the organism in Eukaryota, Fungi, Ascomycota, Pichiomycetes, Serinales, Debaryomycetaceae.